Wyeomyia smithii (pitcher-plant mosquito) is the source of this 2619-nucleotide messenger RNA. It is a transcript of the gene Sou, whose product is annotated as E3 ubiquitin-protein ligase RMND5A. The record is from RefSeq and is a predicted model, not a curated record. The transcript is spliced from 4 exons. Gene Ontology annotation, biological process: proteasome-mediated ubiquitin-dependent protein catabolic process. Gene Ontology annotation, cellular component: cytoplasm; nucleus; GID complex. Lineage: Eukaryota; Metazoa; Arthropoda; Insecta; Diptera; Culicidae. Gene Ontology annotation, molecular function: ubiquitin protein ligase activity; protein binding. Bases 541 to 1737 code for a protein of 398 amino acids.
AUGUCUUUCGUGGGGUUAAAAGAUGAUUUUCGCGACGGACGUAAAAGUACAGCCCUCUACAAAUAUUAUUGUUGCUCUAGUGAAAAUCUGAAUCUAUUAUGAAAAUCAUUAGAACAGGGUAUUAAUUAGUGGAAUAGUAUUCGGGGAUUGCAGCUUGCAGUACUCAAGUGAAAUUAAGGAGUAGAUAAUUGAGUCCAUAUCGGAAAGUUAUUUUCUAACGCUGUCGAAGAAAAAUGGAUGCAAACUAGAAACCUCAAUUAUUCCUCUACCUUCUUCGAAAAUUGGAUUAAACAGUUUUUCAUUUAAAGUUUUGUGUUGUGGCAUGGGAAAGUUAGCAAAAAUUGCAAAUUAGUCAUAAAGGCAUUGACCCCAAAAAGUACUCUUUGUUGUCUGGUUAACGAAAAGAGUAAAGUCGGGUGUAGCGAAGAAGAUUACCUGCGUUGCUUGAAGAAGAAGAAAAAGAAAGUAGAGCUGAACAAAAUCAUAACAAAGACUGACUUGUCCUAGAUUUACUGCGUGUUUCCUACCGGUACUAGAAGGAUGGAGUCCUGUGCAGCUGUUGAAAAGGAAGUGGACAAAGUUAUCACUAAAUUUUCCGCAAUCAAUGAUCAUUCACAACGCAUUAUUGGGGACGUAAUCGCUUUCAUCGAAAAACUUCGCGCAUCAAUCGCAGAAGCACCAUCUGACGAGCAGCUAACUCCGGGCCAGGUUGAAGUGCUUCAUGAUGCGAUAGCCAAAGCGAAGGACAAACUUCAACGGUUAACCACCGAGCAUCGCGAUCUGCACGGUACGGUUAGCAAAGUUGGUAAAGCAAUCGAUCGUAAUUUUGUAGCUGAUUUCACUGCCACUUCGCGUACGGAUGUAUUCCAAUCCGAUCAUAACGUGACACUAUUAAACAAAAUUAUGGCGCAGCAUUUCUACCGCCAGGGAAUGGACGACGUUGCAGACACUUUGAUUAACGAAUCCGGUCUUCCGGCGGAAGAAAUUACACCCGAGCCGUACGCCGAACUACACCGAAUAUGGGAGGCCAUUCACAACCAUAAUCUGGUUCCUGCCCUUGAAUGGGCCAGCCGCUAUUCGAGCGAGUUGGACGAUCGCAACAGUACGCUCGAGUUCAAACUGCACCGCUUGGCGUUUAUGCAGAUCCUGAACGGAGGGAUUCACGCCCAAACCGAAGCCAUCACGUAUGCUCGUACUAACUUUUCCAAAUUCGUCAAGCGGUUCGAAAAGGAAAUACAAAUUCUCAUGGGAACGCUUAUAUAUCUUCCAAUUGGUAUCCAAAACUCGCCGUACAAGUACUUGAUGGCACCGGAGAUGUGGAUCGAGGCCGCCGAUGUGUUUCUAAAAGACGCCUGCUCGCUGCUCGGUAUCAACAAAGACUCGCCCCUUUCGGUGGUUUUCAAUGCUGGCUGUACCGCUCUACCAGCGCUACUCAAUCUUAAGCAAGUCAUGAUGUCUCGCCAGGUCACCGGAAUCUGGAACGGUCGGGAUGAACUGCCCAUUGAAAUCGAUCUCGAUCCGGAAAAUCGUUUUCAUUCUAUCUUCGCCUGUCCCAUUCUGCGGCAACAGAGUUCUGAGGACAAUCCGCCCAUGAAACUGCUCUGUGGACACGUCAUAUCGCGUGACGCGCUUAGUAAACUGAGCAACGGGCCAAUACUCAACAAUACUUUCAGAUUAAAGUGUCCAUACUGCCCGAUGGAACAAUGUCCAUCCGACGCGAAGCUGAUUUACUUCUAGGGCGGACCGGUAGCUACUGUACUUCGCAUACUGGAUUUAGAGCAAGCGGCCAGACGGUCAAUGAAUAACGGAUACAGUUAUACAGAUAUUCAGUUGCUAUUCGUUAGGUAAUCAUCAGCGUCGAGCGAGUGGCAGGAGACAACGUGACAGAGCGCAGUCAGUCUUCGAACGGUUAGAUGUUCCCAUGUGAUUAUUUUUUAUGUUAUGAGUUGAAAAAAAUCUAUUAAGUAAUAAGGAAAUGUCGUCAACUAUUGGCGGAAGUGAGCUGUAUUUAACAUUUUGAUUAGCUGGAUUCAUUGUGUACCACCAAUAAAUUGAACGCAGAGUAUAUAAACUUUCAACGGUACAGAACAAGCAUAAGUUUCAAAUCGAAUGCCUUCCGCUGGAGUGGAUGUGAAGAACAAUUCGAAGAUUCCUUCGGAAAUCUAGAGCUCGUUUGUUUAUGUACCUACUUUUUUUUGAUUAUGAGUUGAAUAGAUUUAUUUUAUCACAUGCUUUUUCCAUCCUAUUCGCAUAAUACAUAUACACCUGUUUGUUGUGGAAAGUCCAAGGCGCGUUAAUAUUAUUAUAUAGUUGAUGUUAUGAGUGAGUGCAUUUUCGAUAAAACCGUAAGAGUGGUGUAGGUCAAAACUAUACAUUACAUCAGAAGUAUAAAAUUUAAAAAAAAAUUAUGAUCAUAUACAUAUAAUCUUCAACAAAAAAAAAAGCGUUGAAACAUUUUUACACAAUCACUUAUAUGACGAAAAUUAGACAAAGAAUAAUGCAAUUAUGAAUGAGUGAAUAAUUGUAAUGAUUUUGAAUCAUUACCGUAGACAUGUUUCCACUGAAUGCAACUGUACAUAUAACAGUUCUUGAUGAUAAAAUAAAAAUUUAAUAAAAAUA